Gossypium raimondii (Peruvian cotton) is the source of this 1592-nucleotide messenger RNA. Its product is annotated as 60S ribosomal protein L4. The record is from RefSeq and is a predicted model, not a curated record. Bases 89 to 1309 code for a protein of 406 amino acids. Gene Ontology annotation, molecular function: RNA binding; structural constituent of ribosome. The transcript is spliced from 2 exons. Gene Ontology annotation, cellular component: cytosolic large ribosomal subunit; ribosome. Gene Ontology annotation, biological process: translation. Lineage: Eukaryota; Viridiplantae; Streptophyta; Magnoliopsida; Malvales; Malvaceae.
UCCUCAAAAACCCUAGCUGCUCAGUGCUCACAUUUUCUCGCAUUUUAUUUAAUUUUCUGGUCUGCCCUCAAAGCCCAAAACCCUAACAAUGGCAGCCGCCGCCGCCCGUCCUCUGGUUUCGGUGCAAACCAUAGAGUCCGAUAUGGCUACCGACGCUACGCCUACUGUUCCUCUCGCUGAUGUCAUGAAAGCCUCCAUCCGACCAGACAUCGUCACCUUCGUCCACGAUAACAUUUCCAAGAACAGCCGCCAGCCUUACGCUGUCUCCAAGCGUGCUGGUCACCAGACCUCAGCUGAAUCGUGGGGAACUGGCCGUGCCGUCUCCCGUAUCCCGCGUGUUCCUGGUGGUGGUACUCACCGUGCUGGCCAAGGUGCUUUUGGGAACAUGUGUCGUGGAGGCCGUAUGUUUGCUCCUACCAAGAUCUGGCGCCGUUGGCACCGGAAGAUCAAUGUUAACCAGAAGAGGUACGCCGUUGCCUCCGCAAUCGCCGCUUCUGCUGUUCCUUCACUCGUGAUGGCACGUGGUCACCGUAUCGAGUCUGUUCCGGAGAUGCCUCUGGUCAUAUCGGACGCUGUGGAGAGUGUGGAAAAGACCUCGGCUGCAAUUAAGGUUUUGAAACAGGUCGGAGCAUAUCCGGAUGUGGAAAAGGCUAAGGACAGUCAAGGGAUCCGACCCGGAAAAGGGAAAAUGAGGAACCGUAGGUACAUUUCUCGAAAAGGUCCUUUGAUUGUUUAUGGAACUGAAGGGGCAAAGCUUGUUAAAGCCUUCCGUAACAUCCCUGGAGUCGAGGUUGCCAAUGUGGAGAGGCUCAAUUUGUUGAAACUCGCUCCUGGUGGACACCUUGGACGGUUCAUUAUUUGGACCAAAUCAGCUUACGAGAAACUUGACUCGAUUUAUGGGUCAUUUGAGAAGCCUUGUGAGAAGAAGAAGGGGUACAUUUUACCUCGUUCUAAGAUGGUGAAUGCAGAUCUUGGUAGGAUCAUUAACUCCGAUGAGGUUCAGUCGGUCGUUAAGCCAAUUAAGAAGGAGAUCAAGAGGGCACCUUUGAAGAAGAAUCCACUCAAGAACUUGAAUGCUAUGCUGAAGUUGAACCCUUACGCAAAGACUGCUAGAAGGAUGUCUCUUUUGGCUGAGGCACAACGUGUUAAGGCCAAGAAGGAGAAGCUUGACAAGAAGAGGAAGCCUAUAUCUAAGGAGGAAGCAACCGCAAUCAAGUCAGCUGGCAAAGCAUGGUAUCAAACUAUGAUCUCCGACAGCGAUUACACAGAGUUCGAGAACUUCUCCAAGUGGUUGGGCGUGUCGCAGUAAAUUUUAGUUUCCGCGGAGUGGUUGUAUCAGUUUUGAUUUCGGUGUUUUUGACAUUUUUAUUUCAUUUGAUGAUGUUUGGAGUUUUGAAAGUAAAAUUAGUGGAAUGGCAUGAACCCUAUUUCUCUUUUCAUUUAGCCAUCUCCACCAUGUUUUCACUCUUUAUGAUUAGGGGAAUAGUUUCAAUGAAAAUGAGAACUAGCAUUGAAAUAGUUUACCAGACUGGUUGGUCGGAUUAUUAUAUUUAUGUUAUUGAAAUGUUUGCUUUGCAGUGUCUUAUCCAUUA